Messenger RNA from Penicillium macrosclerotiorum, 1452 nucleotides. It is a transcript of the gene ade13, whose product is annotated as adenylosuccinase ADE13. Gene Ontology annotation, biological process: 'de novo' AMP biosynthetic process. Gene Ontology annotation, molecular function: N6-(1,2-dicarboxyethyl)AMP AMP-lyase (fumarate-forming) activity; (S)-2-(5-amino-1-(5-phospho-D-ribosyl)imidazole-4-carboxamido) succinate lyase (fumarate-forming) activity. NCBI's taxonomy places the organism in Eukaryota, Fungi, Ascomycota, Eurotiomycetes, Eurotiales, Aspergillaceae. Gene Ontology annotation, cellular component: cytosol. The transcript is spliced from 9 exons. The record is from RefSeq and is a predicted model, not a curated record. Bases 1 to 1452 code for a protein of 483 amino acids.
AUGUCCGCUAACAACGAUGUCUACCAGACCCCCCUCAACUCGCGUUACGCGAGCACUGAGAUGAAAUAUCUUUUUUCUCCUCGCAUGCGUUUCUCGACCUGGCGUAAGCUGUGGAUCUGGCUCGCCGAGUCUCAGAAAGAGCUUGGCCUGCCGAUCACCGAUGAGGCCCUUGAGCAGAUGAAAGCCCACGCCACCAUCCAGGACGACGAGUUCCAGGUUGCCGCCGAGGAGGAGAAGCGCCGGAGACACGAUGUCAUGGCUCACGUCCACGCCUUUGGCCAGGUUGCUCCCGCCGCGGCUGGCAUUAUCCACUGGGGUGCCACCUCGUGCUACUGCACUGACAACGCCGAUCUGAUCCUGCUCCGGGAUGGUCUCGACAUCCUCAUCCCCAAGCUGGCUGUCGUCAUUGAUAAGCUGUCCCAGUUCGCCCAGGAGUACAAGGACCUUCCUUGCCUGGGUUUUACCCAUGGUCAGCCUGCCCAACUGGUUACCGUCGGCAAGCGCGCCUGUCUGUGGAUUCAGGAUCUGCUGAUGGACCUGCGCAACCUCGAGCGUGCCCGCGAUGACCUUCGCUUCCGUGGUGUCAAGGGCACCACUGGUACCCAGGCUUCCUUCCUGCAGAUCUUUGAGGGUGACCACGCUAAGGUCGAGAAGCUCGACGAGCUUGUCACCGAGAAGGCUGGCUUCAGCUCCGCCUUCAUCAUCUCCAGUCAGACUUACUCUCGUAAGAUCGAUGUGGACGUCGCCAACGCACUUGGCUCCUUCGGUUCCACCUGCGAGCGUAUCGGUAUUGACAUCCGCCACCUGGCUAUGCUUAAGGAGGUUGAGGAGCCAUUUGAGAAGGACCAGAUUGGCAGCAGUGCCAUGGCUUACAAGCGUAACCCUAUGCGCUCUGAACGUCUGUGCUCGCUCGGCCGCCACCUCCAGAACCUGCCCAAGGAUGCCCUGGAUACCUACUCCGCCCAGUGGUUCGAGCGCUCUCUGGAUGACAGCGCUAUCCGUCGUAUCAGCAUUCCGGAGCUCUACCUCUCCGCUGAUGCCUGUCUCAUUCUUCUGAACAACGUUACCUCCGGCUUCGUUGUCUACCCCGAAGUCAUCAAGCGCCGCGUCAAUGACGAGCUGCCCUUCAUGGCAACUGAGAACGUUAUCAUGGCCUGCGUGAAGAAGGGCCUUUCUCGCCAAGAUGCCCACGAAGAGAUCCGCGUCCUCUCCCACCAAGCCGCCGACAACGUCAAGAAGCAGGGCAAGGACAACGACCUGCUCGACCGCAUCCGCCGCACCGCCUUCUUCAACCCCAUCCUGCCCGAGCUGGACAGCCUCCUCGACGCCCGCACCUUCGUCGGCCGUGCCCCGCAGCAGGUCGAGAAGUUCACCGCCACCGAGGUUGCGGCCGCGCUGAAGCCGUACGCUGCGCACGUCGCGAAGGCCGAGACCUCCGCUCUGCACGUUUAG